UUAAUUACAUUUUGUUCAGUGCUACGUUUCUACUUUUGUCUGGAUGGGUCUUCUCUUCUUCUACUUUCAUCAUCUUAACUGCAGCAAUGUUCUCUCAUUGGUUGUAAUAUUUGUAGAAAGUUUGGUGAACGCCAUAUUCUGCUUUAUCGCUGUGUACUUUAACGUAAAGAACAGACCUCAUCACACCAUUUCAAGGGAGGAGGCUAAGGAGAUGCUGAAGAGACUGGAGGUUGCUGUUCCGGAGGUGAGGUUGCAGUUCUACAGUAUUAACGCGGUCAAGUAUGAACACCAGUUUAUGCCGGAGGAUUGGUUUGAUGAACCUCAGGAAAACUAUCUUCAGCUGGAGAAACUGUUAGAUGAGAACUCAGAGUUUGUUGCCCUGCUCAAACUAGAGGUUCGUCCAUCAGAAAAUAAGAAUGCCGAGGAGUAUAGAAUGGUUCUUUACAGGUUUGCAGAGAAGUGUUCCUUCAAUAUGAACAAUAUCCAGAUUCUUAGUAUUGUAGAAAAACAAGUUCCAGCUUUAUCCAUAGCACUCACUAGCCACCAUUCUACUAGGUUACUAAUCGUAAAUGAUCCUGAGCAAAAGCAAAGCCGCUUCUCCUGGAUUUUCACCAACAUACUCUGCCCUUAUUUCGGAACCUUCAGAAAUUUCCUUCUGAAAGAUCAAUGCAUAAGACUCAGCGUAGUGAAAACUCUGAAAUAAGUCUUCCAUGGAGAAAACUUCAAUAGUGUCAAAUAAAAAACUAAAAUUUUUUUCUGAAA
Eurytemora carolleeae is the source of this 762-nucleotide messenger RNA. RefSeq lists its product as uncharacterized. The transcript is spliced from 8 exons. Bases 44 to 703 code for a protein of 219 amino acids. The record is from RefSeq and is a predicted model, not a curated record. NCBI's taxonomy places the organism in Eukaryota, Metazoa, Arthropoda, Copepoda, Calanoida, Temoridae.